Molecule: messenger RNA, 1125 nt
Organism: Dacryopinax primogenitus
Lineage: Eukaryota; Fungi; Basidiomycota; Dacrymycetes; Dacrymycetales; Dacrymycetaceae
Exons: 5
Coding region: 1-1125 (374 amino acids)
Biological process (GO): DNA replication-dependent chromatin assembly; CENP-A containing chromatin assembly
Cellular component (GO): nucleoplasm
Molecular function (GO): histone binding
Source: RefSeq, a predicted model, not a curated record
AUGUCUGCUAACAACGGUACCGAUAAGUCUGGAGAUCGCAUCCAGGAGUUCGUGGACCUCGCUCAGCGCGCAUACGCCCUGCGCAAGUAUGAAGAGGCAGUAGAGAACUAUGCCAAAGCCUUGGAGGCAUUUACUGAAAAGCACGGCGAGAACUCCCCUGAUUCAGCUGAUCUGCUCUACAAAUACGGAAAGGCGCUCCUGGAGAACGCAAUCUCCCAGAACUCCGCGCUUGGCAAGGAGCCACCAGAAGAAGCGCCUGCUGACAAGAGUGGGAAGAUCAUUAUUUCGGGCGAUGCGGAAGAUGUGGAGGAGGAGGAGGAUGAAGAAGACGAGGAUGAGGAGAUGGGUGAAGUGAUCAUGGAGGGUCAGGAAGCUGUCAAGCUCGGUGAGGUUGGUGGCAAGGAAGAAGAGGACCAGGAAAUGGAAGACGCCGAGCCUGAAGACGAUUUCAACGCAGCUUGGGAGGUGCUUGACCUUGCCCGCGCAUUCUUCGAGAAGGGUGAUGCCGACGAGACCAAGCUCAAGCUCGCCGAGACUUAUAUCGCAUUGGGGGAUAUCUCGCUAGAGACAGAGAAAUUCGACCAAGCCUUGCUGGACUACACCUCUGCGUUGAAGCAGAAGAGUGAACUCCUCCCGAUCUCGUCGCGACAGAUUGCAGAGGUCCACUACAAGUUGACGAUCGUCUGUGACCUUACGGUCGGAAAGUUGCAGGAGGCUAUCACACAUGCUGAGGGAGCGAAGCAAAGCCUGGAAGCACGCCUCGUUUUGCUGAAAGCAGCCCAGGAGCAACAGACUCUGCCUGUCGAAGCGAAUGGAAACGGCAAACAGACUUUGGCUAGCAAAGAACAGGCAGGCAUAAAUGCCAUGAGCAAAGAGGAACUGGCUGCGGAGAUCAAGGACAUCGAGGAACUCAGGGGCGAGAUGACCGCUAAGAUCGAUGACUUGUCACAGGCACCCGAGCAAAGGGAAAGCGCGCCGGAUGCGGCCAACCGCGCCCUGGAUGAACUUCUCGGCGGCCCCUCAAGCUCGCUGAAGGAUGCGAUUGUAAACGACCUGACUGGGGUUGUCAAGAAGAAAAAGAAGGCAGAGGUAGAUACAAAGGAGGUAGCGAGCCCUACGCCCUAA